AUGGUUAAGGGCGAAAUUUGUUUGUUUGCCUCGAUUCAUAUUGGGCAGUCCCUUUCGAUUUCUAAUCUAUUAUGUGCUAAAAGGGUAGGCAUUCCCCGUGUGGUUUGUAAGCGUAAGAAAAUAAUUGAAGUGUUCUGGUGUCCUCCUUUCCCUGGUUGGGUGAAGUUGAACACUGAUGGGUGCUCUCUGGGUAACCUAGGAAAGGCAGGGGUUGGAAGAAUCUUUAGAAAUGAGAGAGCAGAGUCCAUCCUGAAUUAUAGAGAAAUCGUUGAUAUUAUAACGAAUUUUGAAGCUGAAUUUUUGGCGAUUAUGGCUGGUCUUGAGCAGGCUAAGUACCAUGGCAUUCAAAAUCUCUGGAUUGAAUGUGACUCUGUGACUGUGGUGACCCUUCUAUCUAAAGGUCUGAUCCCGGAAGCAAACACAGUGGCCGAUUUCUUGGCUAAAUCAGCGGCUCGUUUAGAAAUUUCUUCUCCAGUGGCAUUGAGAUCUAUUCUUCAGUUUGUGACAUUUCUGGUCUUUGCUUCUUGGUAUGUUUUUUCAGUGGCAUACAAGUUGUCAAAGAAGAAGACAGAUGAAACGUUCAGGUCACUUUACACGAUCCUUUUUGGAAGGAGGGGAAAGGCAUCUGAUGUCAAGAAGAAUAUUUCCCAGUUUUCUGGCUUUGUGUGGCAUGAGAAUGAGGAAAAGCAAAGGAUGAAAUUAAAAGAAAAAUUUGACAAGUGUUUUAAGGAGAAGUUGGUAGAAUUCUGUGAUGUGCUUGACAUAUCUGUUGUGAAGACAACAACAAGGAAGGAAGAUAUUGUUGUGAAGUUAAUAGACUUUUUGGCAUCUCCACAUGCAACGAAUGAUGUUUUACUUGCAGAGAAGGAGCAGCCAAGUAAAGCUAGAAAGCGCAAGAGGUCUGUCAAGGGAACUGCAUCAAAGCCUGGUGGUUCUUCUGCAAAAGACUCUUCAGGGAAACAAAGGAAGUCUGGAGACACUCCAAAAGGGAAGGAUAAAGGGAGUGCCCUUGACACAGGAGAUGAGUCUGAAGAAGAGGAGGAAGAAGAGAAUGAUAAUGAUGUUCCAGAUGAACCUCAGGAGGUUCUUGACCAUUCUGAGAAUGAGGAUAAGAAUGAGGAUAAGGAAGAUGAAUCUGUAGAGGAGUCUGAAGAAGAUACGAGAAAGCGUAAACGCAGUUCAAAGAAAUCAUCAUCGAAGAAGGAAUCUGCUGGGAAAACUAAUAUGAAGAAAUGUACAACCUCCACAAAAGCUACUCCAACUAUUCUGCCUAAGAAAACCCCAAGCAAAACAACUCCAAGCAAAUCAUCUUCUAAGAGUUCUAAGGUUGAUGACAGCAUUGAUAAAAGCCCGAAGGUGUUUUCAAGAAAGAAGAAAAAUGAGGAGACCAGGAAAAGGGCCUCAACCCCAGCAAAAUCUGCCACCAAAGAGAAAGCUGGUCUAAAGGUGGUGAAAGGGAAGGAUAAAUCCAGAGAGGGAGAACCUGGACCAAGUGAAGAUGAACUAAGAACUGCAAUCUGUGAAAUUCUGAAGGAAGUUGACUUCAACACGGCGACAUUCACAGACAUUCUCAAGCUGCUCGCUCGGCGGUUCAAGAUGGAUCUCACACAGAGAAAGUCGGCUAUAAAGCUUCUGAUCCAAGAAGAGCUUACAAAACUAGCUGAUGAGGCAGAAGAUAAUGAGGAGGAUGAUGGGGAAGGUGAUGAAAAAGAAGAUCAACCAACUGCUGCUCAAGAGGUAGAGGCUUGACUGUUUACAUGAGACAUACAUAGCUGUAACUUAUUCUUGGUCAUAUAUUGCUGGCAACAGAAGAGGUGUUUUCAGGCAGUGGCGGUGGGGGUGACAUGUUUUGGAUGCAUGAUCAGAGAUUCGUGCUCAUUUUUUUUCUAAACUAACCCUCAUGGAUACAGUAAGGCAGGUAACUUGUGUUUUUUCCCGCAGAAUCAAGCCUCAAAAAUGAAGUUUUACCCCACCAUGAUCACCAAACAGAUGCCUGAAGCAAUUUCGUAAAUAGUUGCCUUCUUGUGGGAUUAAUGUAUAAUGCCUUGAUCUACCCUGACCUAACUCUAGAUAACGCCUACUUGACAUGUAGGAACUCCAAACGAACUCUUGGACAUCUCUUAGCAUGUAAGCAGGGUUUGAAAGUCCGAUCCCGUCUGGCCAAUCUGGGUUGGACUGAUCCUGUACAUAAACUAGGUUUUGUGGGGUGCCACUGGAUUGGUUAGGAUUGGAAUUGGCCGGAAUUGAUAUCAUCCAUGCUGUCCAAUCUGAUCUGAUCAGAUCAGAUCGAUUCGGCUGGAUGGAUCCGGAUCUGAUUCCUGUUUUUUAAGCUGGUAGGUGUUAUCAGUUUCUGUGUCGUUUUGAGAUGAGUCCCUUUGGGGCUAAGAAGUCAUUCAAGCAGGCGGAAGGUACCUUUUUAAUAGUUUUGGCACGAGUCUUUUGUAUGGUCUUUGCAAAGAAAAGCGAUGUUUAACUUGCUCUUA
Molecule: messenger RNA, 2483 nt
Organism: Macadamia integrifolia
Lineage: Eukaryota; Viridiplantae; Streptophyta; Magnoliopsida; Proteales; Proteaceae
Exons: 12
Coding region: 1-1749 (582 amino acids)
Biological process (GO): chromatin organization; regulation of double-strand break repair
Cellular component (GO): nucleus
Molecular function (GO): RNA-DNA hybrid ribonuclease activity; histone binding; DNA binding
Source: RefSeq, a predicted model, not a curated record